This is a messenger RNA of Heteronotia binoei (common prickly gecko), 3372 nucleotides long. RefSeq names its product hepatic lectin-like. NCBI's taxonomy places the organism in Eukaryota, Metazoa, Chordata, Lepidosauria, Squamata, Gekkonidae. The transcript is spliced from 6 exons. The record is from RefSeq and is a predicted model, not a curated record. The coding region runs from base 177 to 830 and encodes 217 amino acids.
UGGUGGCCUUAGGACAGGAGGGAGAGGAACUGCAGCCUGUGCUACUUCACAACAAGUUAAGAAUUAACCAUUCCAAUGGGACAGCCCUUGGUCGUCCACGAAGUCUCUACUGCAGGAACUCAGAUCUGCCCAAAAGACCUCUCCGGCCCCCUCCCACCCUCUUUGCCCCCCAACAGAUGGAUGACGACAAGGCUCAAGACAACAUACGGACUUACACAGACAGAAGAUGGCUUCGGUUCAGCUCCAGGCCCUACUUCCAAGUCUACGUGCUCCUGGCCAUUUCUUUCCUGCUGAUUUGCGUUUACUUCAUUGUUGGACUUUCCAAAGUUUCAGCACUUUCAUUAGGACUGAGAGAACUGAACUCCGGGAUGCCAGUGCUACCCACAGGACUCGACGAUCAGUUGUUCCCCUGCGGGCCUGACACCAGACAGUGGGAGUAUUUCAACAGGAAGUGUUACUACUUUUCCUUAGAAACCGCUACUUGGAUGCGAGCCAAGACCCAAUGUGAAGAGAAGCAGUCUCAGCUGGUCAUCAUCAACAGCAUGGCUGAACAGAAUUUCCUUCAGACCCGGACCAAAAAUGACCGCUAUUGGAUGGGACUGACGGACAUGGAUGCAGAAGGAGUGUGGAGAUGGGUGGAUGGCAGUGAUUACAACACAGGCUUCAUGUACUGGAAGCCAGGGGAGCCCAAUGAUGACAGACGCAUCGAGGAUUGUGCUCACCUCUGGAGCAACGGUUUAUGGAACGAUGUCUACUGCACCUACCCAUGUUAUUACAUCUGUGAGAAGCCCAUGCCAAGCAUGACCAGAGCACAUCCUAGCAGGACCUAAGCCUUCCGUGAGAUGUUCUCUGGGCUUGUGUCAAGUGCCAUCAAGUCACUUCCAAUCCAUGGAGACCCUACGAAUGGAUGACCUCCAAAACAUACCGUCGUUAACAGCCUUGCUCAGGUCCGUGGCUUCCUUCACUGAGUCCAUCCAUCUUAUGUUGGGUCUUCCUCUUUCCCUGCUGCCUUUAACUUUCACAUCUUUUCGCAUUCACAUCUUUUCCAAUGACUCUUGCCUUCUCAUAAUGUGAUCAAAGUACGGUAACCUCAGAUUAGUCCUUUUAGCUUCCAGGAAGCAUUCAGGCUUUUUUGGGUAGCAGGACCUUCUUUGCAUAUUAGGCCACACCCCUCUUAUGUAGCCAGUCCUCCAAGAGCCAUGUGUCAGCAAUGCUGAUCCUUUGAAUUUAGGCACCAUUGCACUCAUUUCACAAGCCAGCUAGGUCAUGUUAAAGAUCCUACAAGCUAGGCUUCAGCAGUAUGUCGAUCGGGAACUACCAGAAGUUCAAGCUCUGUUUCGAAGAGGUAGAGGAACUAAAGAUCAAAUUGCCAACAUUCACUGGAUUAUGGAGAAACCACGGGAGUACCAGAAAAACGUCUAUUUCUGCAUCAUUGACUACGCUAAAGCCUUUGAUUGUGUGGAUCACAACAAACUGUGGCAAGUCCUUAAAGAGAUGGAAGUACCAGACCAUCUCACAUGUCUCCUGAGAAACCUGUAUAAGGGUCAAGAAGCAACUGUCAGAGUAGGAUAUGGAACAACUGAUUGGUUUACAAUAGGAAAAGGAGUUCGACAAGGAUGUAUAUUGUCACCCUGCUUAUUUAAUUUAUAUGCAGAGUACAUCAUGUGGAAUGCCAGCCUGGAUGAGGCACAAGCCAGAGUUGCCGGGGAAAACAUCAACAACCUCAGAUAUGCAGAUGGUACCACUCUAAUGGUAGAAAGUGAGGAGGACCUAAAGAACCUCUUGUUGAGGGUGAAAGAGGAGAGCACAAAAGUAGGCUUGAAACUCAACAUCAAAAAAACUAAGAUCAUGGCCCCAUCACUCCUUGGCAAAUAGAAGGGAAGACAUGGAAGUAGUGGCAGACUUCACAUUCCUGGGAUCCAAGAUCACUGCAGAUGGUGACUGUGUCCAUGAAAUUAAAAGACGUUUGCUCCUUGGGAGGACAGCUAUGGCGAACCUACACAGUAAAAUAAAAAGUAGAGAAUCACCCUGCCAACAAACACCCAUAUAGUCAAAGCUAUGGUAUUCCCAGUAGUAAUGUAUGGCUGUGAGAGCUGGACCAUAAGGAAGGCCGAGCGCAGAGGAAUAGAUGCCUUCGAGCUGUGGUGCUGGAGAAGACUCUUGAGAGUCCCUCGGACUGCAAGAAGAUCGAAUCAGUCAGUCCUAAGGGAAAUCAACCCAGACUGUUCCCUGGAAGGUCAGAUGCUGAAGCUGAAGCUCAAAUACUCUGGCCACCAAAUGAGAAGGGAGCACUCCCUGGAGAAGAUCCUGAUGCUGGGAAAGACAGAAGGCAAAAGAAGAAGGGGACGGCAAAAGAAGAGAUGGCUGGACAGCGUUACCGAUGUAACUAACAUGCAUUUGAGCAGACUUUGGAGGAUGGUGGAAGACAGGAGGGCCUGGCAUGACUUCAUCCAUGGGGUCGCAAAGAGUUGGACUUGACUGUGCGACUGAACAACAACAACAUUUGUGAGUUUCCUGCAGUGUGGACUAGAUGACCCUGGAGGUCACUUCUAACUAGGAUUCUAGAAUUCCAAGAGCUUACAGGGCUCUUCUUACAGGGGCCUACUGUAAGAUCCAGGAGGAUUGUCUCCAUCAGGGGUGUGUGGCCUAAUAUGCAAAGGAGUUCCUACUAUAAAAAAAGCCCUGUCUAGAACCCACUGAUUUGUCUUAUUUGGCAGUCCAUGGUAUCCAUAAAACUCUCCUCCAAUGCCCUAUUUGCAUUUAAUCAACUUUCUUUCUGCCCACCUUCUUCACUGUCCAACUUUCCCACCCAUGUAUAGUAAUAAAGAAUACUAUGGCAUGCAUUAUCGUGAUCUUGGUUGCCAGCGACACAUCCUUACGCCAUGGAGAAAAGAAACGCCUUGUCUCCAAAUCCCAAAUGGGCUCUAAUGCACUUUUUUUGGGGGGGAGGGAGGGGGGGAUAAUAUAAGUCAGGGCUUACUUCCUAGCAUGAACUCCUUUGCAUAUUAGGCCACACACCCCGAUGUAGCCAAUCCUCCGAGAGCUUACAGUAGGCCCUGUAAGAACCCUAAUAUACAAAGGAGUUCUGGCUAGAAAGCAAGCCCUGAUAUAAGUAAAGAUAAUACAUAAAAGUUCCAAAGAGGCCUUUGGCUCAUCAUUUUUAAAAGACUUUCAUUCUAAAAUGUGGCUGGGUGUUUUUGCAAAUUGUUUCCAACCGCUGAUUUUCAAAAUCAUUACUGAUUGCUGUGCACAUCUGUCAGGGUUUAACAAUGCCAUUCUGUAGCCAAACCGAUUGAAUCCAUGGUCAGCUUCCAUUUUGCACAGCAUAUUGUUUGGUUUGCAGCUUUUAAUAAAAUCCCCACUUUUCCUUUC